AUGCCAGCUGAACAAGGAUACCGAAUUUGGUUUACUGGCAUUACUGGCUUACGUGCUCCCCCGCCACGGCGACCUCCCGACUAUCAACACGUGUAUACUGCUUUAUACUUGAACGAAACGGAAGAUACUCCAAUGUUAAAUUCUCCUAUGGAGAUGGAAGGUAUUAGUGUUGUUGGAGAGAAAGAGGUGGAAAAUGAAAAGGUGCGGAUGAAGAAACAACUAGGACUCUUGGAGGGAGUUGCCAUCAUCCUGGGAAUCAUCUUUGGAUCUGGUAUUUUUAUCUCGCCUAAAGGUGUAAUUCAAGAAGUUAAGUCGGUGGGUUUGUCACUUGUUGUGUGGGUCCUAUGUGGAAUUUUAUCCAUGAUUGGAGCAUUAUGUUAUGCUGAACUUGGGACAUCAAUACCUCGAAGUGGUGGAGAUUAUGCAUAUAUAUUUGAGGCUUUUGGACCGCUUCCAGCUUUUUUGUAUUUGUGGGAUGCAAUGCUAAUUUUUGUACCUACUACAAAUGCUAUAAUGGGUCUCACAUUUGCAAAGUACGUGAUACAGCCAUUCUUCCCCAGUUGUGAUCUUCCAGACAGUGCUGCACGGAUGAUAGCUGCUGUAACCAUAUGCAAGUGCACUGUCACUCAGUUCAGUUUCUUGACCUUCAUGAAUUGUUAUGAUGUAAGGAAGACUACACGAAUGCAGAACAUGUUCAUGUUCACCAAAAUCAUAGCACUACUCAUCAUCAUAAUUGCUGGAUUGGUAUAUUUCUUUUUAGGACAUUCUUCCAACUUCAGUAAUUCAUUUGAGAACACAACUACAGACCCUGGAAAAAUAGCUGUGGCAGUGUAUUCAGGAAUUUUUUCUUAUUCUGGUUGGAAUUACCUCAACUUUAUGACUGAGGAACUGAAGGACCCUUAUGUGAAUUUGCCACGCGCCAUUUACAUUUCAUUGCCUCUGGUAACUCUGAUCUAUGUACUUGCAAAUGUUGCUUACUUGGCAGUACUCACCCCUGAAGCACUGAUGUCUUCAGAUGCCAUAGCUGUGACAUUCGCAAAUGAAGUCCUGGGACCAGCAGCAUGGUGUAUGCCCCUGUUAGUGGCUUUGUCUGCCUUUGGAGGACUGAGUGUUCAUGUCAUGACUUCAUCAAGGAUGUGUUUUGUUGGUGCUCGUUAUGGACACUUCCCAGCAAUGUUAGCACAUAUAAAUGUUAAUCGAUUCACGCCCACUCCUUCAUUGGUUUUUCUGAACCUGCUGUCAAUGGUGAUGCUUUGCACGAGUGAUAUUCAUGCACUAAUCACAUAUGCUAGUAUUGUGGAAUCGUUCUUCAUAAUGAUGUCAGUAGGAGGUAUUCUGUGGCUGCGGUACAAACACCCUGAAAUGGAAAGACCCAUCAAGGUUUCAUUGUGGAUUCCCAUUUUGUUUGUGCUCAUCUGUGCCUUCCUUGUGGUGGUACCCUUGUAUGAGCGCCCCAUUGAGGUUGGAAUUGGCUUACUCAUUACAUGUUCUGGCAUCCCUAUCUAUUUCUUGGGAGUUGUGUGGCAGAAUAAACCAGCAUGGUUUCAGAAUGCUCUGGUUGCCGCCACCUACAAUGUUCAAAAGCUGUUCCUGUCAGCCAAAGAAGAAUAGAUAUAAUGUGCUUAGAAAUUGUAUUGGACCAGUAUAACAAUGGUUUAUCUAAGAGUAUUAGCAAAUAUUUAGAAUUGGAGCCAAAAAUGACAUCUGUGAUAUUCGAAACAAUUAUUCUUUUCAAGUUAAUACAAGAGUCAAAUAAUUUAUGUAAAGAAAAACUUCUCAAACUGGGAUAUUGCUCUUCGUAACUUAAAUUUGAUUUGAUUGCAAAUUAAAGGUUUGAAGAAAUUUCAUUUAAAAUCAUUUUUUGUUAUUAUCAUAAUUGUAUUUAAGUUGCUAUUUUGUCAGUUUUAAAUAAUCGUUACUUAUUGUAUUAAAUUUAUUUAUUACAAUAAGUAUAUUAUUGCAUAAAAUUUAGAUUAUUUAUUUUGAGAUUUGAGCAUGUUCAUGAGUUUUUUAUCUGCUUUUUUGUGUCUUCGUUCUAUUUUUACUUAUUUCUUCUUAAGUUUUUAUAAUGUUCUCUCUCUCAAUUGUUAAAUAAGAGCCAAAAUUAGGUAUAUUGAUUUAAAAAUUGAAAUAUCAUGUUAGUAAAUUUAUGUAAUUCUAUUCUCAAUUUUUGUAUUGAUAUACGUUGUACUUUUGAGCAAAUUGCUUGUUUCUUGUAAUAAAUGUUAUAAUUUUUUUCUUUUGCCUUUUGGAUAACUUUAGAACGGGUCGUUGAUCUUUGAAAAAUAAUGUGAAUACAGAUUUUUAAAGCAUUGAUUGAGAGAAAUAAACCAAAUAUCAUGGAAUUGAAUUGAAGUUGAACACAUGUUUUUGGCACCGAGUUUCUGAUAUUAUUAAAUGCAUUAGUAUUUUAUUUUUCAUCUGCUAUUUACUAGGUGGUCAUGGUGAGAAUUUGUUUCAUAAAUCUAUGCUGGUGUAAAUAAAUAAUCAAUUAUUAUUUCUAUUGAAUAAAAGUCAAUAUUACAAACUUUUAGGAUGAGUAAAAACGAACAACAGAUUUUUCAGUUCAACUGAUGUAUUGUUUUUUCUACAUUUUUUCAAACAGCUUUGAGCAAUUAAGAUAUACUAUUGGGUUUAUAUUAAAUUUUAAUUUUUUUAUGCUGUGUAUAGUAUUACAUUUUGUGAUUGUGAUUUAAAUUGGGAAUGCAAGAUUUAUCUAAGGUAUUUAUCUUUGCUUAGAAGGGUCUUUGGUGAUUUUGCAGAGUGAGAUAAUUACUGUGAAAUCAUAUUUGACAUUAAUCAUAUUAAAUGCCCUGAUAACAUAUGUAUUAUUGAUUAAUGUCAAAGAACUGUGACCACCUACUUAAAAAUUAUUUUUGUUAUUUAUUAAAUCAUAAUGCCAAUGAUUUAUUUAUGUUUUUAUUAUUUGGCAGUCAACUGGAUUCACUCCUUGUAUAUUAGAUGGUUAAGUUGUGUAUUAUAAGAAAAAUGGCAGUGUCCAAUUGAUAUGUGGUGUAGCAUGUGAACUAUUCUAAUUGUUGAUCUUAUGUACUUGAGGUGGAUAUUGCUGUGCCACUCUCCGAUAAUGUGGUGUAUUAUGCUGGUGUUCGGAUGCCAUCUCCUAGCUAAUAAGUUGAAUACGGAACAGUACGUUGUACUUCAUACUUAACUCUUGAUAUUUUUAGCGUGACAGAAAUAAUUAUAAUUAUUUUCUUAUUCACUUCAAACUAUUGAAAUACUAAAUGGUGUAGAUCAGGGGUCUUCAACUUUGGUUACGCAGAAUCCUAGCGUUCCUUGGCAGGUUGACCAGUUCCACAAGUGAUCACUAUUUGCUCAGCCAAAACAUGUUUAAUGGAAAUCAUCUGAACAAGGAAUUUUUCAUGUCGAAGCGAGGUAAUGGAUUCUCUUACUAAAAUAUUAGAUUAACCCUUUGAUUGCUCUAGACAAGUUUAUACACAAAAUAUUUCUGUGUUUGGUAGCCUUUAGACGAGUUACUAAUCUCAGUUAGGUUGUUGCUGGGUGCAUCAAGAUGAGAUUCUUUGCAGCAACAACUGCAUAGUCCCGAGAGCCUCUGGAUGAGUUCGCCCAUGCAGACGCGCUUUCGGCUAUUGCUAGGACUUAUUGAAAACAGGUGCCUUGCGUGGUAUCUCUGUGUGAGCGAGUUCAGUUCACCAUGUGGCUUGCAGCAAGAAGCUUGAUGCAAGAGGCAUGACUCAGUCAGCUGGCCUGAUGCAGUCAGAGGGUUAAUAUAGUAUUUAAGUAAAAAUACAAUAUUAAUAUAAAUUGUAUAUAAAAAGGCAGUUGAUUGUACAAACAUGUAAGAUUGAUCAAACAAUUAAAAAAAUUAUGAGGAUAAAACCAAAAUAAAAAUAAGUAGUUUUUUUAAAAAAAAUUAAUUUUCAUUUUCAGGCAUAAAUUAACUUAUAUUAAUGAUGAUAAGAAAAAUUAUGUGAAUCAUCAUGUGAAAUAUAAAACUAAUAUAUAACAUCAGAAUAUGUGAAAUAUAAAACUUUUUUUUUUAAUUCUGUUCUGUGAUUGUCCAAAGAGAAAAUGUAUACCUGAGUGUUAAAUUUAAAAAAAAGUGACAAUCACUCUAUUUUACAUAUUAUUGACCAUUUAAAUAAAUUUUUGAAUUUGAAUAGGAAAAAGCUUUGAUAAAAACUAAUUUAUCUGCUAUUUAAACAUGAGGUUCCUUCAUGAAACCAUUAGCUCGAAGGGCUCUUAACUAUGUAAAAUGUUGAAGACCCCUGCAUAGAUGAAUGAGUAUGCACACAAGUCCUUGCAAUGAUCUAUUUUGGAUAAGGAAGGAGAAAUUUAUCCUCCUCUUCCUUUAUGUAAUAUUUUUUUGUAAUUUCUUAAAAACUUUCAGAAUUUAGAAUUGGCAUAUUUGAUUAUGACUUAUGGUGUUUCAUGCAUUCAAAAGCAUAAACAAAAAAAUAAUUUCUCUAUAACAUUGAAAAUUUCAGAUGAUUAAAAAUCUUGCCAAGAAAAAAAAUGGUUCCCGAAUUUCAGAAUGCCAAAAUUAGAUUUAGACAUCUGUUCAAUCUUGUGUCAAAGGAAAAAAUUGAUUUCCUUGCCUGUGUAAUUAUUCUUAAUAUUCUAUUUUUGUGAAAUUUUCAAAUGUGCAUUUGCAUUCAUUGUCAUUCACAUUUUUCAAUUUAAUUUUUUGUUGAAUAUGUUUGUCUCUUUUGAAGUCAUUUUUUUAGAUUUAGAAUCGGUGUUCAUGUUCAGUUUGUGUCAAUGUUUUAUGUGACUAAUCAAAGCCACAAAUAUGCAUUUCUUUAAGAAAAUGUUUGAGUGAAAAUGUUCAAGGAGAUUGAUUUGUAUUUUAUAGUAUAUUCAUAUAGAUCUGUUUAUUAUCAGUAUUGUAAAGUAGAAUUAAAGCAUGGAUUUUAUUGAUUUUAUAUUACAUUGUUUUCUACUGUGAAUUUAACACAAUGUAAAAUUUUGACAUGCUUUUUUUGUUCAUGAAGUUUUUAGAUUAACGAAAUAUUUCAACUUACUGAUUUUUGAUAGUUAUCAGACUUUAUUGGAAGUGUUACCUGCUUUUUCAUGAUGUUUCUGGUUAAUAUUAAUAUAUUGUGUGUAGAUAGACUCAAGUUUUAUUGUGGUUGGAAAUUGUUGCAUCAUGCCUGUUAGAAUGGUCUGUUGAAAUGUUUAUGAGUGUUGUUUCAAAGAUCAUGCAUGUGCCUUAGGAUUCUGUCAAUACAAAAUAUUUUUUAGUGUUUAUUCAUGGUUGAUCUACCAUUGACCAAAAAUGCUUGUGUCAAAUGUUCUACAAAUUUUAUUUGAGAAGCUACUUUUUUUAAGAAAAAAUUAAUUUGUAACCCAAAAUAUAAUUGUAUUUUGAGAUGACUUGUCUUGUAUUUUAUGGUAGUAGAAUUGUUUUGUUAGCACUAUUGUCAUAAUUUGCAGUUCAUUAUUUACAUAAAUUAUGUUUAGUUAAGGUAUUCCUAUAAAAAGUAUGACCGUAUUUACCCUCGUAUAAGAUUUUAUACAUAUAUUUUUUCAAGUUAAAUUUUUGUUCUCUAUAUCUUGGAGGCCAUUGGCACCAGCGGGCCUAAGGUGUUGAAGUACAAUUAAACCUUAUUCAUCGCCAUCAGCUAUUGUUUUAUUACCUUGUUUGAAGAAAAAUGUCUGUACUAGUACAAUUUGAAAUUAUGCAAUUUCUGAAAAGGUGAAUCCCAAAAAUGUAAUAGAUGGUCCCAAAAGAUCUCGUGUUGUAGAUUAAAAUGAUUGGCAGUACAUAAUUUUUAACAUUCCUUGAAAAUCAGAUUUUAAUGCUCUAAGAUUCAAAACUUUCAAGGAAUGCACCGACAAUGUUUCAGGAAACAUACUGUAAAACAGAAUGAGUGUCUUGGAUUGCAUUUGUGCCUGCUUGUUCACAUGCCCUUUUUUCCCUAAAUAUCUUUAAUGUUUAUAAAGAGUAUGUGCAAUUCACUUCUUUUCACAAUUCUCUUUCUUUCGGUGCUUUGUUUUUAGCACAUUUGAUCCUGAGCAUUACACUACAUGGUUAACCCCUGAGUACUGGGCAAUACAGCUAUCGUUCAAAACAUUGUAAAAGAAAAACCAUCAUGCACAUAUAUCAUAUUAUGUUGAAGUUCAGAAAUUGUUCUAUUUGCAUAUCAGUUUUUUCUGCCUUUACUUUUAGAAAUAUACUCUGGUAAAAAAAAUGAUAAAAGCUAAUUUAGUCCAGAAGAUAUGCCAUUUACAGAAAAUUAUAUUUCACUGUUUUUUUCAAUAGUAAAUAAGAUUGUUCAUAAAUUUCAACAGCAGUCUAAAGAAAAUUAAAACUCUUGAAUUUGAGAAGACUCACCAAUAGAAUCAUUUGCA
Messenger RNA from Gryllus bimaculatus (two-spotted cricket), 6333 nucleotides. Lineage: Eukaryota; Metazoa; Arthropoda; Insecta; Orthoptera; Gryllidae. The record is from the annotation of a GenBank genome assembly.